GGUCGUGUAAAUUUAGUACUAAAAAAGUUCAGUCCAAGUCAACAUGGUAUUACAACACAAUGAACUCAAUCUAACAUCAUAAAUAAGAUUAGAAAAAAGGGCCAAGAUAUAUAUAUAUAUAUAUAUAUAUAAGAUCACACACCUUUAACACAAAUUUUUAUCUUCCUUUUUCCUUUUUGUUUCCUCCCAUCUCCACAUAAUCAAUAAUGAUAAACCACUUUGUUGCAUAAAACAAAGCUCUUCUCUCUCCAAAAGAGAAAAGAAACUUGAUAAUUUCAUCUACCUCAAGUUUUCCCUGCUCUCAUCUCCCUCAAGUUUUUCCCUUUUUCUUUUUUCCUGCCCAUUAAACUAUGAAAAUGGCAGAUUACUAAUCAUCCUUUCCCCUCUAUAGGAAACACUCAUCAUUGCUCCCAACAAUCCUUUUCAACCUUAGAAACCUGUGAGCUUCCAAGAUUUGAUUUUCCUUCCCUUCCAUUCCAUUUCUUCUCACUCUCUCUCUCAUCCUCUACCAAUUUAAAUACCACAAUCUUUGCAACUAUUCUUCUCCUCCCUCUUCACCCCUUCCAAGUCCUAACCGCCCUCCCUCUCCCUCCUAUGAUGGAUGCUUCUUCCACCAACUCUGUCAAUGGCUUUUACAACUUCCUCACUCGAGGCAUAGACGAUCUCGAACGAGCUUUUUUAUCGAGCAACUUCAUGUCAAUCCAGUUCCUCCAAAGAGUCCUCUCCCUCCUAAGAUCCUCCCACAAUCAGCUCACCCUUUUGGUUCAAAAACUCCACUUACCCGUCGGUGAAAAAUGGCUUGAUGAAUACAUGGAUGAAAGCUCCAAGCUUUGGGAGGUCUGCCAAAUCCUGAAAACUGGGAUUUCAGGCAUGGAGAACUACUACUCCGCCGGCCUCAACAUCAUCUCCUCUCUCGACAGCCACCGCCAUUUGAGCCCGCAGCUUUCUCGCCAGGUGAUCCGCGCUAUAUCAGGAUGCAGGAGGGAAGCGGUAGGGCUGCAGGAGGAGAACCGCUCGCUCACGGAAACGAGAAUCGAGCCUCUCUCACUCAAAUUCGAUAACGCGAGCAUCUCUGUCGAAUCGCGGCUGCACGGAUUCAACGGAUUCCGCGGCGUGCUGUACGCCAUGAGGAAUGUGAGCUCCCUUCUAUUGACGAUUCUGCUCAACGGAUUGGUCUACUGCUGGCCGGAAUCGAAUCCCCCCAAUCACGGAUACGACGACGACUGCGUCCUGUUCGGAUCGUCGCUCAUGAUCUCAACGGCGCGGCUGCGGCAGAGGGUGGCGGCGGAGAUCGGGCUGACGGCGGCCAGACCGGGGGUGCUGCUGCACGAAUUCCGCCGCUCGAAGGCCGCCAUGGACGAGCUGAGAGCGGAGCUCGAGCGGCGGUGCUCGCAGGGGAUCGUGGAGUGGGAAUCGGAAGUUGGGGUUAGAGAGAGAGUGGAGAAUCUCAAGGGCUGUUUCGGGAUUUUGAGGGGCGGGACUGAGAAUAUAGUUGGGCAGCUUGAUGAUUUCUUCGAUGACAUCGUUGAAGGGAGGAAGAAGCUCUUGGAUUUCUGCAGCAACAGGUAGAGAAAAAAGUGGUAGCUUUUUUUUUUUUUUUUUUUAAAUUCAAGAAAUGGGAAGAAAAAAGAAAAGGAAAAAAUGAAAAAUGUUAAAUGUAGGUUUAGAUUUGUAGUUGGUUAUUGUAACUUAUGUUUGUCUAGCUUUUACCUUUUUACCCCUUUUCCCCAUCUCUCGAAAUUCCUCAUUUUGUUAUUUGUAUUGUAGUUUUAGUAAUAUCGGUAAAAUGCUUAAAAUUAUUUGGGAUA
This is a messenger RNA of Salvia miltiorrhiza (redroot sage), 1808 nucleotides long. RefSeq lists its product as uncharacterized. NCBI's taxonomy places the organism in Eukaryota, Viridiplantae, Streptophyta, Magnoliopsida, Lamiales, Lamiaceae. The coding region runs from base 595 to 1569 and encodes 324 amino acids. The transcript is spliced from 2 exons. The record is from RefSeq and is a predicted model, not a curated record.